AAGGGACAGAUUUCGAGGUUACUCGGUCGAGAAUGGCUGAAAAUCUGUCAACGCAGUCCGAGCCGCUGGCAUCACCUGAACUCAAUGAUGACUUCAAGAAGCCAGUCGUGCCGGUGUGCCCACCAGAGAAGGACUCUGCUGCCAGUGCCUCAGACCCCGAGGAGGGGAAGAAGGAGAGACCCACGGCGCUGCUGGACUCCGCCUGUGCAGGGCCCGGCGUCCCGCCGCCUGGGCCGGACCGCGGGGAAGCCGGGGGUCCCCGUGAGGAGACGCUUCCACCGCGACCCCCUGUGCCCGCUUCCUCGGCCGGCGGCCCGGCCCGCGCUGCUCCAUACCGAGAGCCGCCGUGGGGCGGCCGGGCUACGGCCCCCUACAGCCUGGAGACCCUGAAGGGCGGCACCAUCCUGGGCUCUCGUUCUUUGCAAGGGAUGAGCCGCUGCCUCUUCGGGAGGCUGGCCAGCUGCGACGUGUGCCUGGAGCAUCCCUCGGUGUCCCGGUACCACGCCGUGCUACAGCACGGGGCGCCUGACGGAGAGAGCGAGGGCACCGGGCCGGGCUUCUACCUCUACGAUCUGGGCAGUACCCACGGCACUUUUCUGAACAAGACUCGCGUCCCCCCACGCACCUACUGUCGGGUGCGGGUCGGGCACGUGCUUCGCUUCGGGGGCAGCAGUCGGCUCUUUAUCCUGCAGGGACCAGAGGAAGACAGAGAGGCAGAAUCUGAAUUAACUGUCACGCAGUUGAAGGAACUGCGCAAGCAGCAACAAAGGCUGUUAGAGAAGAAGAUGCUAGGGGAAGAUUCGGAUGGAGACGAGGAAGCAGAUGCUGCAGAAAAGAAAAGCGCAAGCAUCCAGGAUGAUGACGUGGGCUGCACGUGGGGAAUGGGUGAAGAUGCUGUAGAGGAUGAGGCUGAAGAGAACCCAAUUGUCUUAGAGUUCCAGCAGGAAAGAGAGGCCUUCUACAUCAAGGACCCGAAAAAGGCUCUGCAAGGUUUUUUUGACCGAGAAGGAGAAGAAUUAGAGUAUGAAUUUGAUGAGCAAGGACAUAGUACUUGGCUCUGCAGGGUGAGGUUACCUGUGGAUGACUCAACUGGGAAACAGCUGGUGGCUGAAGCCAUUCACUCAGGAAAGAAAAAAGAAGCAAUGAUCCAGUGCUCACUGGAGGCUUGUCGGAUCCUCGAUACUCUGGGAUUGCUGCGGCAGGAAGCAGUAUCUAGGAAAAGGAAAGCCAAGAACUGGGAAGAUGAGGAUUUUUAUGAUAGUGAUGAUGACACAUUCCUGGAUCGCACUGGUUUGGUUGAGAAGAAGCGAUUGAAUCGAAUGAAGAAGGCUGGGAAAAUUGAUGAGAAACCAGAGACCUUUGAAUCCCUGGUCGCAAAGUUAAAUGAUGCCGAAAGGGAGCUCUCUGAAAUUUCUGAAAGGCUGAAAGCCUCAAGCAAAGCUCUGGCCGAGUCGCCGUCGCAGGAUUCCUUAGAUGCAUUCAUGUCAGAAAUGAAAUCAGGGAGCACAUUAGAUGGCGUGUCCCGGAAGAAGCUUCACCUGAGAACUUUUGAACUGAGGAAAGAACAACAGAGACUUAAAGGGUUAAUAAAAAUCGUAAAGCCAGCAGAGAUUCCAGAACUAAAAAAGACUGAAAAUCAGACUACAGAUGCAGAAAACAAAGCUAAAAAGCUUACAUUGCCUCUCUUUGGUGCCAUGAAAGGAGGAAGUAAAUUCAAAUUAAAAACUGGAACUGUAGGGAGAUUACCCCCCAAGCGCCCAGAACUCCCUCCAAGUCUAAUGAGAAUGAAGGAUGAGCCUGAAGUAGAAGAGGAGGAGGAGGAAGAGGAAGAAGAAGAUAAAGAGAAGGAAGAUCCUGAAACAAAAAAAAUGGAGGAUGGUAACAGCGGGCUACAGCAGGAGAUGCAGCCUGAGUUGGUGCAGGGCAGAAACUCUCUCCAAGAACUCACAUGUCCUAAAGAGACAGAAACUCCUGAAAUCAUGUCUCAGCCCAGCCAGGUGGAGCAGCAUCAAGAGUAUCAACAGAUCAGUGAAACAGCUUCUUCCCUUGAGGAGCCCUCAGCAUCAAAAAAUGAGGAAAACGGAGAUGAACUGAAGAAAAAGAAAACUGCUGGUCCAGGCAAACACCCACCAAUACUGUCUUCCAAAUAUCCUGACGAUGACCCAGACUACUGUGUGUGGGUCCCUCCUGAAGGGCAAAGUGGAGAUGGCAGAACCCAUCUUAAUGACAAGUAUGGCUACUGAUUGCUUCAGAAUCCUGAAGGACGAGCUGUGGCCGUGCGGCCUGGUGCACCUGGGAUGCUGUCUCACACGGAAUGGCCAGAGGAAUUCAGAUGAUGGUUGGGAAAUCUGGUGGUUGGCCUUUUUGUCCAUUCUCUUGGCUUUCUAAAUUUAUCUGCCCCUCUGAGUCUCCUGAAGCUGAUGUUUAUGUUUAAAAGUGUUUAUUGUAUAUAUGUAAAAAGGGAUCCAUGUUCUUUGAAAAUCAGUAGUGAAAAACAUGACCCAUUAAAAUGAGAAGGCCAGAGUG
Molecule: messenger RNA, 2526 nt
Organism: Ochotona princeps (American pika)
Lineage: Eukaryota; Metazoa; Chordata; Mammalia; Lagomorpha; Ochotonidae
Gene: SLC4A1AP
Product: solute carrier family 4 member 1 adaptor protein
Exons: 14
Coding region: 33-2243 (736 amino acids)
Molecular function (GO): mRNA binding; protein binding
Source: RefSeq, a predicted model, not a curated record